Messenger RNA from Euleptes europaea (tarantolino), 1864 nucleotides. It is a transcript of the gene TMC8, whose product is annotated as transmembrane channel like 8. NCBI's taxonomy places the organism in Eukaryota, Metazoa, Chordata, Lepidosauria, Squamata, Sphaerodactylidae. The transcript is spliced from 15 exons. The record is from RefSeq and is a predicted model, not a curated record. The coding region runs from base 1 to 1848 and encodes 615 amino acids. Gene Ontology annotation, molecular function: mechanosensitive monoatomic ion channel activity. Gene Ontology annotation, cellular component: plasma membrane.
AUGCCUUGUUCCAUGCAAGAGAAGCGUUCCCUCAGGCGGUUGAAUGCCUCCACAGGGAGACAGGUGUCCAGUUGGGUGAUCUGGUGCCAAAGACGAUUCAGGGCCUAUAGGCAACUUCGAGAAGGCAUCUGGAAUCUUGCCAGGAUCUGUCAGAUCUGGAAGGCUUCUCUGAAUGAGAUUGAGGGGAAUUUUGGCCCGGGCAUCCAGUCCUAUUUCAAUUUCCUGAAGUUCCUGCUUUUUAUCAAUUUCCUGGCUGUUCUGCUCAUCACAAGCUUUAUACUGCUGCCUGUUACCAUCUCCCAUGACACAGCCAGUUUUCUGAAGGGUCCAGGUGCAGAGCUGCCGUGCAUGAACUACAGCAGUGACACCAGUCAUAGAUCAGCCUGGCAACACCUUCAGGACAUCUUCACUGGGGAAGGCUAUUUGGAGCAUUCUGUCUUGUUUUAUGGUGCUUAUCGUGCAAAACAGGAUAACAACCACCGCUAUAAUGUACACUUAGCCUACCUGCUUAGCAUCUUGGGAUACUUCUUUGCUUGCUUCAUUUGGAUCCUCCAGCGGAUUGUGGCCAGCUUGGUGCAGUGGCUGAUGCAACGAUGUGAUUUCAAGACGUGCAUCAAUGCCAGGAUCUUUACGGAAUGGGAUUUCUGCAUCCGAAGCCCUGAGAUGGCUGCCCUCAAACAGCGGAGUAUUUACAAUUUCCUUAAGAUUGACAUGGCAGAGCAGACCUGGAGUGCGCAGAAGCGGCAGCGGACGUGGAAACAACUGACUUGGCUCUAUCUGCUGCGCUUGCUAAUUAAUAGUGUUGUCUUGCUUCUGAUGGCCACUGCUUUCUAUUGCAUUCACUUGGCCACAGAGGUUUCCCAGCAAGAAGCUGCUAGCCCCAGUGUAGUGAACCAGUACCUGCCAUCCGUGGUCAUCUCCUUAGUGAAUGUUCUCCUGCCCUUUCUCUUCCAUGCCCUGGCCAAGCUGGAGGGCUGCUCUCCCAGAACUGAAGUUAACCUCACCCUAGUCAGGUGCGUGAUCCUGAAGCUGACCAGCCUGGGAAUGUUCCUGCUGUUCCUGGGCUACAGGGUCCUGUGCACAGGGAGCAGAAAAGCUCCCCAGUGCCAGCCGUGUGGUUACAAUGAACUCUAUCAGUGCUGGGAAACUCAUAUUGGACAGGAGAUGUAUAAGAUGACUGUCUUCAGCUUCUUGACCACCUUGGCAUUUGCUUUCCUUAUCAGUCUGCCACGGAGGCUAUUAGCUAGGCAUUCAUCCUGCGCACUGGCUCGCUGGCUUGGCAAAGAAGAAUUCCUGGUGCCUCACAAUGUACUGGAUAUUGUAGCAGCUCAAACAGUCUUAUGGACUGGGAUCUUCUUUUGUCCUCUCCUGCCUUUGCUCGGAUGUGUCGCCAUUUUCCUUACAUUCUAUAUAAAAAAGUACACUUUGUUCCAGAACUGCCAGCCUUCAACUCAGCUGUUUCGAGCAACCCAUUCUAAAUUCCUCUUCCAGAUUAUGUUACUGCUAGGCCUGUUUCUGGCCUUCACAUCACUGGGCUAUGUCAUCAUCAGUGUCCACCCAUCCCAGCCCUGUGGGCUGUUUGCCAACUAUUCGACUCCUUGGCAGGCAGUGCCUAAAGCAAUGUCCCAUCUACCUACCUGGGCACUGCUUAUUUUGAAUUAUGCCACAUCCAAUGUCUUUUGUCUCUUACUCUUGAUGCUGCUCAGCAUCAUCCUCACCAUCUACGUUUCUCAGGCACAAGCAAAUAGACAAGAGAUUGAAAGGCUCAAGAGGCAACGAGCACAGUGUGUUCAGGAAAAAUGGUGCUUGGUAAAGAAACUGGCUUCGUACCUAGUGGAUCUUCCAUGAGUUUGGUGGGGAAAGU